AAACGCGCUCAUUUUCAUCCUUUAAUUCAUUUCCACGCCUUUCUCUCUCUACACUUUUCAGUUUUUUCUCUUUCUACUGUCUAUCUCUUAAGCUCACCCGUGGUUCCACACAGCAACCGUACUACCACUUUCCGACCCAUGCUAUGAGCCUCAGACAGCGCCCCCCGGCGGCUGCCGGUUCGCAGUACGGGGCGAACCGGUCGUCUCAGCCACCGAACCCGGAAGAAGAAGCGUACAAUAUCAUUCCCAUUCACAAUCUCAUCGCCGACCACCCCUCACUCCGCUACCCGGAGGUACGAGCCGCGGCGUAUGCCCUACGCGCUGUCGGGAGUCUCCGAAAGCCGCCGUUCGGAGCGUGGCACGAGCACAUGGACCUCCUCGACUGGCUCGGCCUCUUCUUCGGCUUCCAGAGCGACAACGUUCGGAACCAGCGAGAGCACCUAGUGCUCCACCUCGCUAACGCUCAGAUGCGGCUCCAGCCACCGCCGGACAAUAUCGACACUCUCGACCCCGGCGUGCUCCGGCGAUUCCGACGGAAGCUGCUAAGCAACUACUCGGCAUGGUGCUCCUUCCUCGGCCGGAAAUCGAACGUUUGGAUCCGAGAUUCUGCGCCCGAUCCGCGUCGUGAAUUGCUCUACACCGGCCUCUAUCUGCUCAUCUGGGGUGAGUCUGCUAAUCUUAGGUUCAUGCCUGAAUGUAUUUCCUACAUAUUUCAUCACAUGGCUAUGGAACUUAAUCGAAUUCUUGAGGAUUACAUUGAUGAAAACACGGGUCAGCCUGUACUGCCGUCAAUUUCGGGUGAGAACGCGUACCUGGCCCGUGUGGUUAAGCCCAUUUACGAGACUGUGCAUAAUGAGGUUGAGCGAAGCAAAAAUGGGACUGCCCCACAUAGUGCUUGGAGGAAUUACGAUGAUAUAAAUGAGUAUUUUUGGAGCCCUCGGUGUUUUCAGAAGCUCAAGUGGCCAAUGGAUUUGGGGAGUAAUUUUUUUGCUCUGUCCAGUAAGAGUAAGCAUGUGGGUAAGACUGGUUUUGUGGAGCAAAGGUCAUUUUGGAACUUGUUUAGGAGCUUUGAUCGGCUUUGGGUCAUGUUGAUUUUGUUUCUUCAAGCUGCCAUUAUUGUUGCUUGGGAGGGUAAGGAGUAUCCAUGGCAGGCAUUGGAGAGUCGUUAUGUUCAGGUCCGGGUUCUCACUGUGUUUUUCACUUGGAGUGCUUUGCGGCUUCUCCAGUCUCUACUUGAUGCUGGGAUGCAAUAUAGCUUGAUUUCUAGGGAGACUUUGUGGCUUGGGGUGAGGAUGGUGAUGAAGACUGUAGUUGCUGCAGGGUGGAUUAUUGUGUUUGCGGUAUUUUAUGCGAGAAUUUGGACGCAGGAAAACAAUGAUGGUGGGUGGACAAGCAAAGGGAAUGCACGGGUGGUGAAUUUUCUUGAGGUUGCAUUGGUUUUCAUCCUCCCGGAGCUUUUGGCAUUGGCUCUGUUUAUUGUUCCAUGGAUAAGGAAUUUUUUGGAGGAGAAAAAUUGGAGGAUCUUUUACUUAUUAUCAUGGUGGUUUCAGAGUAGAAUUUUUGUGGGCCGUGGGUUGAGGGAAGGUCUUGUGGAUAAUAUAAAGUAUUCUUCAUUCUGGAUUUUGGUGCUUGCUACAAAAUUUUCAUUCAGCUACUUCCUGCAGAUUAAACCUAUGGUUGCCCCUUCCAAAGCCCUUUUGAGAAUUAAGAAUUUAGAAUACGAGUGGCAUGAGUUCUUUGAUAACAGCAAUAGAUUAGCAGUGGGGCUAUUGUGGCUUCCUGUGGUUUUGAUGUACCUCAUGGAUUUGAAUAUUUGGUACUCCAUUUACUCCUCUUUCUAUGGGGCAGUAGUUGGGCUGUUCUCACAUUUGGGUGAAAUUCGAAACAUUCAGCAACUGAGACUGAGAUUCCAGUUCUUUGCAAGUGCAAUCAAGUUCAAUCUUAUGCCAGAGGAGCAACUGUUACAUGGAAGGAACAUGAGGAACCGAUUCAAUGAUGCUAUCCACAGAUUGAAGCUACGGUAUGGGCUGGGCCGGCCCUACAAGAAGCUGGAAUCUAAUCAGGUCGAAGCGACCAAGUUUGCUUUGAUAUGGAAUGAGAUAAUUUCAAUUUUCAGGGAAGAAGAUAUUAUCAAUGACCAUGAGGUCGAGCUGUUGGAACUUCCUCAAAACUCUUGGAACGUUAGGGUUAUUCGCUGGCCAUGUUUGCUCCUUUGCAAUGAGCUGCUGCUAGCUCUCAGCCAGGCAAAAGAAUUGGUAGAUGCUCCUGAUAAGUGGCUUUGGUAUAAGAUUUGCAAGAAUGAGUAUAGACGCUGUGUUGUCAUUGAGGCCUAUGAUAGUAUCAAGCACUUACUGCUUCAGAUCAUCAAGUUUGAUACUGAAGAGCACUCCAUUAUCAAAGUCUUGUUUCAAGAAAUUGAUCACUCUCUUGAUAUUGAGAAGUUUACUAAAACAUUCAAAAUGACUGCUCUGCCCCAGAUCCAUCUCAAGUUGAUAUCUCUUCUUAAGCUAUUGAAUGAGCCUAAGAAAGAUCCUAACAAGGUGGUGAACAUUUUACAGGCCCUUUAUGAGAUUGUAAUUCGGAAUUUUUUCAAGGAUCAAAGGACCAGUGAUCAGCUGAGGGAGGAUGGUCUGGCUCCUCGUAAUCUGUCUUCCAGCACGGGCCUCCUCUUUGAAAAUGCUGUGGAGUUGCCUGAUGCCAAUAAUGGGACCUUCUAUCGGCAGGUACGACGCUUGCACACAAUUCUUACUUCUCGUGACUCAAUGAACAAUAUCCCAAAAAAUCUGGAGGCAAGGCGCCGGAUUGCCUUCUUUAGCAAUUCCCUGUUCAUGAACAUGCCCCAUGCUCCUCAAGUUGAGAAGAUGAUGGCUUUCAGUGUCCUGACCCCUUAUUACAAUGAAGAAGUACUAUACAGUAAAGAACAACUUCGAACUGAGAAUGAAGAUGGGAUUUCCAUCCUAUAUUAUUUACAAACAAUUUAUGAUGAUGAGUGGAAUAAUUUCUUGGAACGGAUGAAGCGAGAAGGAAUGAAGGAUAAAAAUGACUUAUGGACAACAAAGCUGAGAGAUCUCCGUCUAUGGGCCUCUUUUAGAGGCCAGACGCUCACCCGCACUGUAAGGGGAAUGAUGUAUUAUUAUCGAGCUCUCAAGAUGCUGGCCUAUCUCGAUUCUGCAUCAGAAAAGGACAUUGAAGAAGGAUCACACGAACUUGGCUCAGUGAGGCGAAACAACAGUAUUGAUGGUUUUAAUUCUGAAAGAUCACCUUCUUCAAGGAGCUUAAGUAGAGCAAGUAGUUCAGUGAGUUUGUUAUUCAAAGGCCAUGAGUAUGGGACUGCUUUAAUGAAAUACACAUAUGUAGUUGCUUGCCAGAUAUAUGGGUCUCAGAAGGCAAAAAAAGAUCCCCAUGCUGAAGAAAUUUUGUAUUUAAUGGAACACAAUGAAGCCCUUCGAGUUGCCUAUGUUGAUGAAGUUUUGAAAGGGAGGGAUGAGAAAGAAUAUUACUCUGUUCUUGUGAAGUAUGAUCAGCAGCUACAGAAGGAAGUGGAGAUCUAUCGGGUCAAGUUGCCUGGUCCCUUGAAGCUAGGAGAGGGAAAACCAGAGAAUCAGAACCAUGCCCUUAUCUUCACUCGUGGGGAUGCAGUCCAGACGAUUGAUAUGAACCAAGACAACUAUUUUGAAGAAGCACUCAAAAUGCGGAAUCUAUUGGAAGAAUACAGGACCUACUAUGGUAUUAGGAAGCCUACUAUUCUAGGAGUCCGGGAACACAUUUUUACUGGUUCUGUAUCAUCACUUGCUUGGUUUAUGUCUGCCCAAGAAACAAGUUUUGUUACAUUGGGACAGCGUGUUUUGGCGAAUCCUUUGAAGAUUCGGAUGCAUUAUGGUCACCCAGAUGUGUUUGAUAGGUUUUGGUUUCUGACCAGGGGAGGGAUUAGCAAAGCUUCCAGAGUGAUUAAUAUUAGUGAGGACAUUUUUGCUGGCUUCAACUGCACAUUGCGAGGUGGAAAUGUUACACACCAUGAAUACAUCCAAGUUGGAAAGGGAAGGGAUGUUGGGUUGAAUCAAAUAUCCAUGUUUGAAGCAAAGGUUGCUAGCGGAAAUGGUGAGCAAGUUCUCAGCAGAGAUGUCUAUAGGUUGGGUCACAGGUUGGAUUUUUUACGUAUGCUGUCAUUCUUCUACACUACAGUGGGAUUCUUUUUCAACACGAUGCUGGUGGUUCUGACUGUUUAUGCUUUUUUAUGGGGCCGGCUGUAUCUGGCUCUUAGUGGGGUUGAGGGUUCUGCUCUGGCGGAUAAAAGCAGCAACAAUAAGGCCCUUGGUACAAUCUUGAAUCAGCAGUUCAUAAUCCAGCUUGGUCUGUUUACUGCACUUCCGAUGAUUGUGGAAAAUUCUCUUGAGCAUGGGUUCCUUGCAGCCAUCUGGGAUUUCAUAACAAUGCUGCUCCAGCUUUCUUCUGUCUUCUACACGUUCUCCAUGGGAACUCGCACUCACUUUUUUGGCCGGACUAUUCUUCAUGGUGGUGCAAAAUACCGAGCAACUGGACGUGGUUUUGUCGUGCAGCACAAGAGUUUUGCUGAGAACUAUAGACUCUAUGCUCGUAGCCAUUUUGUAAAGGCAAUUGAGCUUGGCUUGAUCCUUACAGUUUACGCUGCAUACAGUGUCAUAGCUACUGACACUUUUGUCUAUAUAGCCAUGACCAUCACGAGUUGGUUCCUGGUAGUGUCAUGGAUCAUGGCCCCCUUUGUAUUUAAUCCUUCUGGGUUUGAUUGGUUGAAGACAGUGGACGACUUCGAUGAUUUUAUGAACUGGAUAUGGUACCGUGGAGGUGUGUUUGCAAAGGCUGAGCAAAGUUGGGAAAAAUGGUGGAAUGAGGAGCAGGAUCAUCUAAGGACAACUGGUCUUUGGGGAAAGUUACUGGAGAUAAUCUUAGAUCUUCGUUUCUUCUUCUUUCAGUAUGGAAUUGUAUACCAGCUAGGUAUUGCUGCUAAUAGCACCAGUAUUGCUGUUUACUUGCUUUCCUGGAUCUAUGUGGUUGUUGCUGUGGCCAUUUCUUUAACAAUAGCAUAUGCUCGGGACAAGUAUGCUGCAAAAGACCACAUCUACUAUCGGCUGGUCCAAUUCCUUGUUAUUUUGCUUGUAAUAAUUGUCAUUGUUGCAUUGCUGGAGUUCACCCACUUUAAAUUUGUUGAUCUCUUCACCAGUCUGCUGGCAUUUGUUCCCACUGGGUGGGGCCUGAUUUUAAUUGCCCAGGUAUUCAGGCCCUUUCUGCGGCGCACUUCAGCAUGGGAGGCCAUUAUUUCUUUGGCUCGGCUAUAUGAUAUUAUGUUUGGUGUGAUCGUCAUGGCCCCUGUGGCACUACUAUCAUGGUUGCCUGGGUUCCAAUCGAUGCAGACAAGGAUUCUAUUCAAUGAAGCAUUUAGUAGGGGCCUCCACAUAUCUCAGAUUGUGACAGGGAAAAAAUCCAAGGUCUAAAAAUCGAAGGUUUGCAGUCGGUAUUGAGGCCUAGGUGACUUUUAGAAAGCUGGGAGAGUAGAUUCUGAGUAUUGUCCUUUUGCAGUUUCUUGUUUGUAUUUUACCCAGAUUGCUGCCAUUUUGCUUCAUUUCAAUUUGAGUGGGGAGGGAGAAGUCCUCAUAUUUGGAUUGUCCUUUUACCAUUGUAAUUAAACAAAUUUCCUCCUGUGAUUAAUUCUGAGUUGGGGUACUUCUGAUUACUGUGGCUUAACAUCACCAAGAAAUUACUAGGUACAGCUCCUGUGUAUUGUGUCUGUGUUGAGAGUAGAUUAGGGUUGAGACUUGAUUCAUAUUAUAAGAAUUUUUGCUAUUCUUUGGAUAGAAAUUCAGCUAUUUGUUUAACCA
Molecule: messenger RNA, 5852 nt
Organism: Vitis vinifera (wine grape)
Lineage: Eukaryota; Viridiplantae; Streptophyta; Magnoliopsida; Vitales; Vitaceae
Product: callose synthase 12
Exons: 2
Coding region: 144-5468 (1774 amino acids)
Biological process (GO): (1->3)-beta-D-glucan biosynthetic process
Cellular component (GO): plasma membrane; 1,3-beta-D-glucan synthase complex
Molecular function (GO): 1,3-beta-D-glucan synthase activity
Source: RefSeq, a predicted model, not a curated record